GAUUUGAGUCACUUGGAAUACGAGCUUGGAUGCCUUGCUAUAACAAAAGGGGGCAUGGAGAACGUGGACGUGUUCACCUGCGAAGCCAAAGGCAGGGGGCUGAAGGCAGUGAAGGAAUUUUGGGCAGGAGAUGUCAUUUUCGCAGAACGAGCCUAUGCUGCAGUAGUAUUUGACAGCCUCACCCACCUUGUCUGCCACACCUGUUUUAAGCGGCAUGAGAAGCUCCAGCGUUGCGGCCAGUGCAAGUUUGCCCAUUACUGUGACCGAACCUGCCAGAAGGAUGCCUGGGUGAACCACAAGAAUGAGUGCUCUGCCAUCAAGAGGCAUGGGAAAGCGCCCAACGAAAACAUCAGGUUGGCUGCCCGAAUCAUGUGGAGGAUAGAGAAAGAAGGAGGAGGCCUGACAGAGGGGUGCUUGGUUUCCAUUGACAACCUACAGAACCAUGUGGAUCACUUUGGAGACGAAGAGAAGAAGGAGAUGAGGAUCGACCUGGAGAGCUUCUUGGAGUUCUGGCCACCUGACAACAAGCAAUUUGGCAUGCAGUACAUCUCUCACAUUUUGGGUGUGAUAAACUGCAAUGGCUUCACUCUGAGUGACCAACGGGGGCUGCAGGCAGUUGGUGUGGGCAUCUUCCCCAACCUUUGCCUGGUGAACCAUGACUGUUGGCCCAACUGCACAGUCAUCUUUAACAAUGGCAAUCAUCAGGCUGUAAGAUCAUUGUUCCACACCCAGAUGAGGAUUGAGCUGCGUGCUCUGGGUAAGAUCUCCGUCGGGGAAGAGCUGACUGUUUCCUAUGUAGAUUUCCUCAAUGUUAGUGAAGACAGACGGCAGCAGCUGAAGAAGCAGUAUUAUUUUGACUGUACCUGUGAGCAUUGCCAAAAAGGAAUCAAAGACGACCUGAUGUUGGCUGUGAAAGAGGGGGAUGAAAAGCCAUCCAAGGAAGUGGUGAAGGACGUCAUCCAGUUCUCCAAGGAAACCCUGGAAAAGAUUGAUGAGGCUCGUACCGAAGGGAUAUACCACCAAGUUGUAAAGCUGUGUCGAGAGUGUCUGGAUAAGCAGGACCCAGUGCUGGGAGACACAAACCUUUACCUACUCCGGAUCCUCAGCAUCAUGUCGGAAGUUCUCUCUUACCUCCAGCUCUUUGACGAGGCAGCUGGUUAUUCAAAACGAAUGGUGGAUGGUUACGUGAAACUCUACCACCCAAAUAAUGCACAGCUUGGGAUGGCCCUCAUGAGAGCUGGAGUGACUCACUGGCAUGCUGGCCUCAUUGAAGCGGGCCAUGGGAUGAUUUGCAAAGCCUACGCUAUUCUUCUGGUGACCCAUGGCUCCACCCACCCAAUCACCAAAGACCUGGAGGCCAUGCGCAUUCAGUCAGAGAUGGAGCUGCGCAUGUUUCAAGAGAAUGAGUUUGUGUACUACAAGAUGCGAGAGGCAGCUCUUCAGAACCAAACAAUCCAGGUCAUGCCUGAGCCUGCCGCCAAUGAGAUUUCACCCGGCAUCUUCCAGAAGAAAUAAGAAUGGGAUUGUUUGCCAGCCUGGAGGUGUCUUGCUGAAUUCUGAUGGCUGGUGCAAAAAUCAGCUGUUUUGGUUCUGAACAGGAAGAAAGUGCCAAGGAAAGUGGGUGUUUGGUUCUGAAUGUUCAGAUCUCCAGAGGACAGCACCAGAGAGACAUGGUUUUUCUACAUGCCCAGCAUGUUGAGUUAGAAACAUUUCACAGAAGGAGUCAAAGCCUACAUUCACUCGUUUCAAUGAUCAAUAAAGUUAUUAUGACACA
Zootoca vivipara (common lizard) is the source of this 1774-nucleotide messenger RNA. It is a transcript of the gene SMYD1, whose product is annotated as SET and MYND domain containing 1. NCBI's taxonomy places the organism in Eukaryota, Metazoa, Chordata, Lepidosauria, Squamata, Lacertidae. Gene Ontology annotation, molecular function: protein binding; histone H3K4 methyltransferase activity. Gene Ontology annotation, cellular component: nucleus. The record is from RefSeq and is a predicted model, not a curated record.